AUGGAUGUCUAUGCUUCUGGCGAUGCCUGCUACCAUGGUGGCAAGUCGUGCCAUGGUCCAUCCGACUACCAGUGGAUCUGGGACACCUACAAAGGAAGUUCAGCCUACUAUCAAGUCAAAGGCCGUCCUCUCAUCAGCACAUUCCCGUCUGGUGGUUUGCACAACGAAACCUGGAUCAAAUGGAAGAAAGGACUCGCCGACGGCAUGUUCUUCAUGCCCAACUUUGACGAAACUGACGGAUACUAUGAUUCAGCUGAUGGAUGGUGGUCGUACUGGGGCCCCAUUGUCGAUGGCAUCUUUAGUUGUGAGUCUGCCUGGCCCGAACGCAAAGGCUUGGGUGGCAAGUAUGCAGGAGACGUAUCGAUCGAUGUCCCUGUUCUUGCCGGUGCCCACAAACACGAAAAAUUCUACAUGAUGGGUCUCAGUCCGCUGCAGUACAAGAAUGCUUAUGGAGCGCACGUUUAUCGACAGGGAGACCUGAACCUGCCGAAGCGUAUGGUCAACAUCCUCAACAUGGAUCCCCAGCCCGACUAUGUUCAGUUUCAGACGUGGAAUGAUGGCCCUGAAGCGCAUUACGUUGGAAACCUCUGGACUGAGCAAAACAAUGACACCGAACCGUACUUCUAUGCCAACCAGGAAACCUGGGAUCAUAAAGGCUGGCAACCUCUUGUCUCGUCUUUCGUCAACGCUUACAAGACUGGUCAGUCAGCUUCUCAGAUGACGCCGAUGAACGGCGAUGUUCUCGUUGGUGCUGCGUGGUAUCGAACCGAGCUUUCAGAUGUGAAAUGUCCCUACGACGGCAACGAUGCUUACUACAGCAAGCCAGACGGAUGGGAUGAUGAUGUCAACUAUCUCUACUACGCUAUCAUCCUCAAUCCAUCCUACGGAUCGGGAUACAAGGUAACCGUUUCUGGAACCACGGAGCACACAGCCCCUCUGAACCCUGGUAUGAACUACGGCUAUGGCGCUGGAGAGGUUCAAACCGGCGCUCAACGCAUCACAGUCAAGGACCCCAGUGGUAACGUUGUUUAUACUGCGACCGGCGGAAUGUGCGUUAGCGAUGGCUGUCCCAACUACAUCUACAAUGGUAACUAUCAGGUUCUGCCAUUCAAGAAGGGUAAUGCCGAUCCAGUUUGCAACCAAUGGCCUGGUAUGGAUCACAGCGCUUGCAGUUAUGGCACUUGUCACGCUAGUGGCGAUGGCGGCGAUAACGGAGAGGGUGAUGACUUCAAGCAUGUUACCUGUACCAACCCUGGAGUUACUGAUGCCUCCAAAGAUUCAAAGUUUCGCUGGGACUCUGUCAACCUUUUCCAUGGCCCAGAGGGCAUCGACUGCGGUACUAUCGAGAACGGCAACCCCUGCGGCUCCAAUGUUGUGCAAUGCAACGACGUCACGCAUCCGGGAGCCUAUUUCGCCAUCAACUCUAUGGAGUCCAUCUACCGCGUUCACUUCAACCUUUGGGACGCGCUCGACAGGGCCCAGAACGACAUCAAUGCUCAAGUCGGAGAGCUCUCCAGCACCUUUGCGCCUGUCAAAUCAAGCGAUUUCUCAGUCAAACUCCUUCUUGACAUCAUUGGUCUUGGAUUCUCCCUCGCGGUAUCCCCGAUGUGGAAUUUAGCUCUGAAGGGUAUGCCGUACUUCAAAGCCAAUCCCAACAUAUUGGCUACUGUCAAGGAUUGGGUGAACCCGAUGGUAACAAACAGCAUUACUAUUGCGAAAGACACCCUGAAAGAUGACAGUGCCCUUAGUGCCGAGAACUCCAUCUCUACUAGGCUCAGCGCAAUCGUUACAAUCUGGCAAGCUGAGAUCGUCUCGAUGAAUGAGCAGCUUUUCAACGGUUCUAAGGAAAACACUGAUCUACUCUUCACCGCUAUUACCGACGGCCAGAUGCUCGAAACGAAGCACAAAGAUCUUGGUGUCGAUUCUAUCCAAGCCCUGGUCUCAAAGGCGCUCUUUGCGGAACUGGUUCCACUCGCUUGGCAGCUAUCAUCUUCCGAACUUGGCCCAGUUGUCAUCGAUUCUGAGCAAGGCUGUGGAGAUAAGCCCAUUGUGAAGCACAUGAACUCCAAGAACUACGAUUUAUCUGGGGUCUGUGUCGGUUCUAAGAUGUACUACUUGAUCGGGUGCACAGGGAAAGCUCGAACCUGCGACGAGUCCCAUGGAAGCUUCAAUCCUGGUUGCACCGACAACUUCUUCAGUCCUCUGCCAGGACUCGAUGAUCUGACCGGAUCAGAAACAGCUUUUGGUGGAUUGACCAAGGAAGAUAUCGUGAACGGAGCUGUAAACAGCUUUGUUGGUAACGGAAAUGCCAACGGCUGGUCUAUGCUUGAUCCCUCCAACACAGUUGAUGGUAUGGAUCUAGUCUCUGAGUACAAUGUCACGGCCCCAGGAGUUGUUAUGUUACCAAUCUGCACCGCAUCCGAGGCCUUUUCGAAUUGGUUCUCCUUUACUAAUGGAAAGCCUAAGUCAACUAACUACCCAUGUAAUUGA
Fusarium musae is the source of this 2490-nucleotide messenger RNA. RefSeq lists its product as uncharacterized. Gene Ontology annotation, molecular function: glucan endo-1,3-alpha-glucosidase activity. The record is from RefSeq and is a predicted model, not a curated record. The transcript is spliced from 9 exons. NCBI's taxonomy places the organism in Eukaryota, Fungi, Ascomycota, Sordariomycetes, Hypocreales, Nectriaceae. The coding region runs from base 1 to 2490 and encodes 829 amino acids.